Molecule: messenger RNA, 714 nt
Organism: Ostertagia ostertagi
Lineage: Eukaryota; Metazoa; Nematoda; Chromadorea; Rhabditida; Trichostrongylidae
Source: the annotation of a GenBank genome assembly
AUGGAUGCACUUCUCAAUUUCCUCCUCGUUGCCAAGGUUAACUUAUACCUUGGUCCCGAUCUCGUAGCCUACAAUGCAAUGGUGGAGAAUGACUAUUAUGCUUCAUGUGUUGCUGAGCGCGAUUUUGCGAACAUACUGCAGUUUGGAUUCGUUACAUUAUUUGUGGUGGCAUUCCCAUUGGCUCCACUGUUUGCUGUUCUCAACAAUAUUUUUGAAAUUAGGCUCGAUGCCUAUAAAUUCCUUAUUACAAUUCAAAAGCCUGUUCCGGCACAAGCGCUUGUAAUAGCGUUCACGUCCGAUUUCAUUCCGAAAACGAUGUACUAUAUCGCGAAUAGUUCGAUGAUUGGCUAUGUGAACUCAUCUCUUUCAUACUUUGAUGCAACUGAUUUCGAAAUGAAGUCAUCGCAGUUCUACAAUGUUACGCAAUGCAGAAACUUGCUAUCGAACUCUAUGGUGCACCGCGAUCCUUUGAGGUAUCGCGGCUUCCGUCGAUCACCAUGUUCGUUAAUGUCAGUGAGAUCUACCGUGUAUGGCCCCGAAGGAUGUGAUGAUCAUAUGGGAUACUCGCUGGUUUGGUGGAAGGUGUUUGCCGCUCGGUUGUUGUUUGUUGUCAUUUUUGAGUCACCACGAAAAGAGUCGGAAUCGUCAUACACGACGGCUUAUCAAGGACGAGGAAGUGUUCAGAAUCUUCCUCAGUCUGGUGCAAUCGAAUAA